This is a messenger RNA of Pocillopora meandrina, 18803 nucleotides long. The record is from the annotation of a GenBank genome assembly. NCBI's taxonomy places the organism in Eukaryota, Metazoa, Cnidaria, Anthozoa, Scleractinia, Pocilloporidae.
ACUUGAUCCAAAGCAGAAAUGGCGGCUGCCUCUAGCUUCGUAAAUAACGUGAAUCGCAUUUCUGCUCGUUAUUUACCGCUCUAUUUGCUCAAUUUUAGAUAUUUCCACAAAACAUGUCCGCGAAAUAGCAAUCUGAUUGCCAACAAACGUCCGAAGCACAGAUUGCAGCUCGUUCAAUCACAAAAUUGUGUAGGUAAGGUGGAUGAGUACUCAUUUGCACGUGUUUGGGGUUUUUCCUUCCCCCUUUCCGUCAUCGGUUUACUAAUCGACAAAUUGAUGAUGAGAUGAGUAAGCUUACAGUAUAAUUCGAGCCUCAUUUAGUGAAUAAGAGAAUAGCAAAGGUACUACAAAGUUUUAAACAUGCAAUUUCGAGAUUGUGGCAUGGGUAUCACUUCAGAUGCAGGAUAUUGAAUUUAGAGCAAUCAUCAAAAUUUUUUUUUCCAGAAUAACAAUUUAGCCAUCAUUAAAUCAGAGGGAAACUAGUAAAAAUUCUCUAAGAAGAGUGACCAUAAAAAAGUAGAAAUGUUGGCGUUUUUACUCAUUUCAAGUAUUUCUUACCUUUUAACUCCUUUGAGUGACCAAGACAGAAUUUUCCUAACAAUGUCAGUCCAACAUUAAGCAGAUAAGUAAUGAAAGAAAAGAAACAUGUCAAUAGGGGAUUGAUGAUUGAUUCAAGAACAAUUCCUCUUGACUAACAUUAAAAUUGUAUGGCAAACAGAUGGGAGAUUUACUUAUGAGAUGUGAGAAUGAAAGGGGGUAAUAUAAUAAAUUCCAAACCAAAAAAGGAAUGCAAGAGUCAGUGACCUUGAAAAUCGUGAUUUACACAAUAAUUUUUUCAAUGAAAUGAAUUGCUCAGGCCUCUAGAGCCUUAGGAUGUUCUGCAAAUUCUGCUGGUCAAACAAAUUUGUUUAGAUGAAGGUUGCUCAAGAACUCUGCUUUUUAAUUAAUGGUUUUAGGCUAGUGAUUUUUUAUGAUAUGGUCAAUCACUCUAAACUCUUUGAUCUUUUAUUUCAUAUUUUUUAUGUGCAAAUUUCAAACUAUUCUAAUCUGGUAAUAAUGAAAAAUAUGUAGAGAAUAAAGAUCAAAGAAAACCUGUUUGAAAACCUGUAGGCCAAGGAAAAGUUUGAACUGCAACAUACAAAAUAAUAUAGAUAACUGUAUUUCUCUGGAGGUAAGAGCUAACAAUCCAAAGAGACUUAUUUUAUCAGACAGGUAUUUGGUGGAUAAACCAAUGUUAUACUUCCCUACGUCUAAUAAUUUAGAUGUUACUUAAGAACCCUUAAUAUUUCAAAAGGAAAAGGUUUUUGCAUUUGUAUGCCAAUAGUUAUUUCCUGCAAUGGUGUGUCAAAAGUGCUUGUUUUUCUUCUGGUCCCACUACUUUUUUUUUUGUUUAGGGAAGUAGCCAUGUAAGUACACAUAUAAUUGUUCCAAUAUGAUCUCAUGCUAAUAUUUUUAUGUCUUGGAUACUAAAGAAAUGAAAAACUGAACAAAUUUGCUCAAAAGACCUUCUAUUUGACUACAGUAGAACGCUGUAUGUAUUUUUUAACUUGAACACAGUUAUGCCACUUUCAAUUACUUGCCUUUGUUGACAGAAGCAUCACCAUGAUUACCACAGGUCAGGAAAAAGUCAGGGAAAAAUAAAAUUCUUCAAAAUUAGGGAAAAGUCUGAGAAUUCUACUUUGAGUCGGACAAUAUCUUUAAAAGAAGUCAGAGGAAGUGAAACUUCAAGUAAAUAUGAAGUCAUUCAUGUUGUCUUAGCCCUCUUCAUGAUGAAGAAUAAUUUUAUACACUAUAUCUACACAGGCAGCCAUUUAGUGUCUGUUGUAAGGAUAAUUCCAUGUACCCAGUGUUUUUCGCAUAAGGGAACCUUAAGAAAAGGGAAAUUUGUUAUUGUUCAGUGUUUGUUAUUUUUAUUGUCUUUCUAGGGUUUAGAGGUCCCCAUGUGAGGCUCUACCCAAAGAUUUCCUGCAGAGCUUUUUCAGAAAAUCCUACUGAUAAAGAUAAUUUUUCAAAGGUGCUAAAAAGCAAUAUCAAUGUAUGGUUUAGCAUUUUUCAUGGUAUUAUAUAACACUAUUAUUUAAUUCAGGUUUUGUAUUAUAGAUUGUGAACUGAAUUAUGAAUCAUCAUUACAAAAUCAUUCUUUUUUAAUCUAAGGAAGAAGAUUUUGAAGAAGGUGAUACUGUACAUGUUAUAAGGGAAAAUGAAAGAAUUAUUGGUAAGUUGAAACUAUAUCAUAAAUAAUGGAUAGUAAAAAUUUAGGAGUAAUAAUUUAUUCACAGAGAUAACUGAAUUGUUUGGUUAAAUUCUUUGUAAAACAGAUGCAUUAUAUAUAUUACUUGUGGUGUCAUAGACUAAGAAAUGUUCAUGUUAUGUACUAGAUGGUUCUCAGCGUGCAAAAAUAGUUACAAGCCUGGAAGAAUAUACAUGUAUGGGUGCUUCCAUAUAAGAAGACAUAGUUUAGUAUUGAUUUGUUAUCUGACUCGUUUUAGAGAAAAUAAAACUAAGCAUGUAAAUGUUGCAUUUCAGUGGUCCUUGUUGAUAUAUGUGGUAUUUCUUGAUCCUUGCUAAUAAAAUUCAGCAUGCUCUUACUUUUAUUUUGAGUUACCCACAUGAACCAAUAGGCUGAUCUGGAUCUCAACCUACAAAUCAACUCAAGUUAAAUUUGACUCAGUUUUAAAUUCUGUCAUUGGUACAUUGGCUGGGUAUUGUACAUAUGUCCUAUUAUUUAUAGAACUGAUUAAUUUAACAUGAAGAGUGAUAUUUGAGAAACUUUUUGGAAACCUGUUCCAUCCAUAAAUGGCUGAAGAUAUGAAAUCACUUUAAAAUAUCCCAAAACAUCCCAGUUCAAACAAGUUUGCCACCAUCGUUCAAGCUCUCUCAGAAGGAACCAGAGUUUGUUAAAAAGCAAAUAAAGUCUCUAAAAGUGAAAAAAUCAACAGGCAUCCCAAGAUUACCAGCACGACUUCAAAAGGAUGGUUCAGAUGCAAUAUCUGAGCCCCUUACCUUGCUUAUGAACAGCUCUUUACGUGAAGGCUAUGUAUCAGAUGAAUGGAAACACACCCUUGUAACACCCAUACAUAAGGCUGGAAGUAAAAGUGAUCUGUCUAACUAUAGACCCAUAUCUGUUCUGCCUGUAUUCUCCAAGAUCCUUGAAAGAGGGAUACACAAAAUGGUUUAUGACCAUCUACAGCUCAACAACUUGCUGUCUCCUUCACAGUCUGGCUUUUGCCCUCUCCACAGCACUUCAACCUGCUUGACCCAUGUAACUAACACCCUUUUACAGAAUAUCGAAAAAGGAUUGUUGACUGGACUAGUAUUUUUAGAUCUUAGCAAGGCUUUUGACACUCAACCACUACCUUCUUUUAGAUAAAUUAGUGCAGUCCUUUGGUUUUUCUACCUCUGCCAGACAAUGGUUUUUCUCGUACUUAACCAAUUGUUCUCAAAGUGUUUGUGUUAAUGGGAUAGUUUCAGAUCCUCAAAACGUUGAUUUUGGAGUCCUCCAGGACUUUGGGGCUUUAGGGCCCCUUCUCCUUAUAAUGUAUAUUAAUGACAUAUCCCAUGUUGUUAGAUAUUCUAAUGUUGAGCAACAUGUUGAUGAUACGCUUCUUUACUUUCGUCUAGAUUAGGAAUGUUGGGUAGAGCACGAAAGAUCUUGCCUCAAUCAUCUUGUAUCAUUUUGUACAACACAAUGAUACUCCCCCUUUUUGACUAUUGCUCAGUUGUAUGGGAUAGUUGUGGGGCUAUAUCUAAAGGGUAUCUUGAUAAGCUUAAUGGGCGUACGGCUAGUAUUAUCUUAAAUAGGGCUGUGAGUGAAACAGAUAUUGUUUGUAUUCUUGGUUGGCCUAGCCUUCAGUCUCAUAGAGACUAUCUUAAAUGCAUGCUGGUCAAAUCUAUGAACGGCUUAGCACCUUCCUACCUAUUGAGUGAUUUUACUCAAGCUAAGAAAUAUAAUACCAGGCACUGGGAUUUGAUUCGUCUUCCUUUGGCCAAAAGCACUAAAUAUCAAGGCAGUUUUAGAUGUAAUGGUGGGUGCACUUUUAAUAAUCUGCCCAAAGCAAUAAGAUUGCUGGAAAGCCUUAAAACUUUUAAAACUGAGUGUAAGCGGUUUUUUAAACAGAUUUAAUUAGUUAUGUAGACUUUGUAUGUAUUUUCUCUAAUGAGUUUUACUUUUGUCUGGCAAUUUUAUGCGUAACUUUGUAUUGUCAAAUUUUGUUUUUGCAGGGCUCUCUUUAAACUAGCUAUGCUAAAUGUGAUGUCCAUGUUUAAAUAUUGAUUAAGUAAAUAACUAAAUAAACUUAUUAGUUUAAGAAUGACAGUUGGGUUUUAUUGCUUGUAAGCCAGUUUUUCUUUCAUAAGUUUUGUAGCAGAGACUAAAAUGUUUAGUCGUUAAUUGCUUGAUCAAACAGAAUCAAAACAAAAACCGGUUCUGCUCAGAGCAGGCACAUAUACAGUUUUGUGGAAAGUUUUUAGCAUAUGGAACUACUAAUUUAAUGAAAAAAAAAUUGUAUGUUUUCAUGCCUAGGUGAAACCCAAAGGCAUGACUUUCAAGCAGAAACCAGACAGUUAUUGGAUAUUGUAGCCAAGACACUCUAUUCAGAGAAAGAGGUGUGUGUAGAGAAACAACACUCUUUUACAUGAAAAUUACCAACUGUUACAAAUUUAUUUUUAACAACUUUUACAAAUCAUGCACUUCAUAAUUAAAAUUAUGGAAGAGAUAGUUGUACAAAUGUACAAAUGUACAUGUAUGGUACUUAAACUAAUACACUGAAACCUUCCUGACACAAGAUUUACAAAAUGAUGUAUAUUUUGUUUGCUCUCUGCAAUUUGAUAAUCUUAAUAGAGGAAAAGAUAAAUUUACCCUAGGCACAUUUGGAUACUGUUUACUCAAGGAUUAAAAUUCUAGCAAUGAUGUUUGGUUAUAAAUUAUAAGUAACUUACUUUCUUAACCUGUAAUAGUGUAGUUUGAUUGUCCGGGUGAGUGUAGUCCUUAGAAGGACUGUUGUCGGUAGUGGUGACUGACGUUUCGACAACCUGAGCAGAAGUCAUCAUCAGAGUCAAGUGAAAGGUUGUUGUCAGUCGAAUGUAUUUAGUCUGGUUUGUGUACACUGAUUGGUCAGUUUUGCUGUGAUGUUAUUGGCUUUAAGACUCAAGUGGCGUAGGUCAGUCGUGAUUGGUCGGUUUGGAUCCAUUAGUGAAGUUAGGUCAUUCUGCUCGGUUCGUUUGUAAUGUUAAUGUUGUGGAUGAGUUGUUUGUAUGGUGCUGGUAGUGGUUGACACCUGUUGAGGAGAGUCUGUUCCAAGUUAGUAAACCAGCUUUCCAGGGUCAGUCGUUGAAGGUAGUUGGUGCUGUAGGUUAGGCAUUGCACAGAGUCCCAGUCAAUAGUGUGGUUCGUAAGUCGGUGAUGUUCAGCAAUGUGAUUGUUGACAUUGCCUUUCCUCAUCACUCGUUUGUGUUCAGUCAGUCUAGUUGUGAAGUUUCUGCCAGUCUCACUGAUGCAGGAGGCGUGGCAGCCGGAGCAAUUGAUCUUAUAUACUGCUCCUUGUCUGUUCCUCGGUUUGUCUCUGUCUUUGAUGUUAGUCAGUAACUGAUGUAGUGUGGUAAUAGGUUUGUGAGUGACGCGUAUAUUGAAUGGUUGUAGGAUGCGUGAGAUGUUCUCAGAUAUGCCCUUUAUGUAUGGUAUAGUGGCUGUAGUCAUAGUUGUGUUGUCGUUAGCUUCGGUAGUAGUAGUAGGUCUAUGAGUGUUAUGUUGGAUGAAGUCUUCAUUGUACAAACGACUCAUACAUGACAUCAAACUACACUAUUACAUGCUACCCCCUGGUUCAAACCAUUUACUGUAUUUCUUAACCUGGCGGAGUGCUUUCACGUCUUGCUCUGCCUUCUGUCAUUGACACAGGACAAAGAUGUAACAGUGACCAUUACACAAACACCUUUACCCUCCUUAAAAAAAGGCUCACACCUUACCUGAGCAUCAUUUGCCUAUGUUUUCUUAAUUGAUCAUAAACUAUAUCCAUAGCAAUUUUUAUUCACCAUAGGUUUUUAUUCGUGAAAUGAUUUCCAAUGCAUCUGAUGCACUGGAAAAACUGCAAUACCAGUUCUUGACUGGAAAAGGUGUAUUGGAAAAUGAACUUCCUCUUGAAAUAAACAUUGCAACAGAUCAAGAUAAAAGAACUCUGACAAUCCAGGAUCAUGGCAUAGGAAUGACAAAAGAAGAAUUGUUAGAUAAUUUGGGUACUAUUGCUAGGUCUGGAUCCAAAGCUUUCCUUGAGGAACUGGGUAAACUGGGACAAGGAGAUUCACGGGGAAAAAGCAUCAUUGGACAGUUUGGUGUGGGCUUCUAUUCUUCAUUCAUGGUGGCUGACAGAGUUGAUGUGUUCACUCGUUCUUUUUCUCCUGACAGUAAAGGAUUCUUAUGGACUUCCAAUGGGUAACAAAAUAUUAAUGAUAGACACUCCAAUUUUUGCUCUCAAUCAAAUUCCAUUUCUGUAGUCAUAUUUUCCCAUCCAUUAGAUUUAACUGAUAUGUCAAAAAUUGCAUGGGACUUCAACCCUUUUAAUCAUUUUAUCACUUAUCCUAUUAAUCAUUUUUCUCCCUUUGUUUGUCUCCAUUGGACCACAUACAGUGAUUCAGAAGUAGUUACCUACUGCUUCACUAAGUUUAUUCUGUUGAUGCAAAAGGUAUAAUUAUUGUGUAUUGCACAAUAAUGCUGUCAAGUUAAACAGAUUUUUUUAAAUUAAACACACCUUUCUUUUGACUAUUUCUUUCUUUGGGAAUUAAACAAAGUCAUUGUGAAAUUUAAGUCAUUCCCAAUUGUUUCAUGUAUGGAAAAUGUUAAAGAGUCUCUUGUAAAGAGAUUAAGAAUGGAUGUGGCAUGAAACCUUGUAUAUAUUCAUGUAAAUAGGAUAAAACACACCAAGCUUAUAAUGAAUGAGUUGCCAGUAAUCAGAUCCUUGUGUUUCUGCAAAGAUUUCUGGGAUUGCCAUGGGACAAACAUUUCAACUUGCUUAAAAGAAGGAUAGUGAAAGGUAGUUUUGAUGUCCAAGAAAACAAAUUUGGUGAGAUAUCUGUUUUAUCAGAAAUGGAUUUGGGUAAUGUUGAUGGGAGGGAAGCACGAGGUUUUUUUUUUCCACAACCUUGAAAAAUUUAAUAAAAUCUAGCUAUAUCUAGCAAGGGUUAUGGUGAAAUUGACAUUUUGUAAUGAUCUACAGCGUAGAAAUAUUAGCUACAUGUAUAAAUGGCCAAGAAAUAACUCAGUAAAGCCUUUUCAGUUUUGUUUACAUCUGUCAGUUUUAUUUACAGAAGUCUACUUCUAUCUUUAUUCUUGGCUUGAUAAUACAUGGUGUGCUUGAGCAUUAAAUAUUAUUAUGAUAUGGUUUAUGGUCAAGUCGCCCGGAAGUCAUUUCACCUGAUGUCGUGUCAUCCAAAAUUUUAGUCAAGUUACCCAAAUUUUAUUUUAACACUUGUAAACACCCAAAGUGGUACUUUUUAGAAAGUGCUGAAGGUACCAAUCAAUUUAAAAACCUUUUUGGUGUAUUUACUUUUGUUAUUAAUCCUUCAAUCAAACCUUUAAAUUUCUCUUUAAACACAAAUGUUCAAGGUCCCCAAGAACUCUAAUUGAAAAACAUUUUAAGGGAGACAGAUGUAACCAACAUAAACAGUAUUUCUGUAAUUCAACCUAUGAUAGCAUAGUAGAAAAGUGUUUAACUAGCGACAACUACCCCUAACAAACUUAUUGCAAAACUAGUGAGAUAAAUCCUAAUGUGAUCCUUCAGUGAACUAACUCCUAACUAAAAAAUAAACUUAACCAAAUAAUUGGUACGGAUUGGUCCAUGUGUCAAGUGAGAGAAAGCUUUUAGUGGUCUUCUUGUUGAAAUUUUAUCCAAUGCAUAAUCUUCUUAAUAGCUAAUGAAAGAUUUUUGCUUAUCUGAUCUUUUAAGUAUUUGUUUGCUUGGGCAACUUGCCUUUUUUGGGGGCAACAUGACUUUGGGCAGGAUGACGUUCAGGCAACUUUCACUCCAUACUUCCAUCUAACAACUUGCAAUGUUUUCCCCUGUGGCAAUCCCAAAAAUCUUUGCACAAACUCUAGGAUCCAGUUACUGGCAACUUAUUCAUUAGUCCAGUUUAUGUGAAAACAUAUGUAACAAUUCGUUAUUUGAAUUUUCAGGUCUGGUUCAUUUGAGAUUGCUGAAGCAGGGAAUGUAACUCGAGGCACAAAAGUGGUCAUGCAUCUUAAGGAUGAUUUUAAAAAGUUUUCAAUCAAAACAACAGUUGAAGGUUGGUGUGCUAAACUCUUCACAAUGAGCAAUCUUGUUUUUAAUGACAUUCUUGAAAAAAGCAUGAGGCGCUAAUGAUGUUAAAAAUAGGUUUAAAAUAAUACACUAUUCAAGACUUACAUGGAGGUGUUUUUUGUUGUCAUUCAAAUGGUAUGCCAAAUUUGAAAUCUAUGACCAUGCACAAAAUUCAUGCACAGGACAUUGUAUAUAUCAAUGCUUAUCAUUUCCUCUCACAGAUAUUAUAAAAAAGUAUAGCAACUUUGUGGGUUUCCCUAUAUAUUUGGAUGGCACAUGCAUCAAUACAAUUCAGGUAUGUUGAAAUUAUUUGGUUUUUUCUUUCAUUUUGUUUUAGUAACUCUAUUUUUUCGUUUAUGAUAGUAAGGGAUGUAAUAUGUAGAGGUAAUCACAUUAUUUAGAAUGCAAUUUGAGAUAAAUCAGCAUGAGUAGAUUUCCCAAAGACUAACCAUAUUGCACGAGCUUGUGAGGGAUGCUGAUUUAUCCCAAAUUGCACUCGAAAUCAUGCAACUCCUAGUGAUUAAUAUACCAGGAAAAUAUGACUAGAGCUGUUUUCCUUUUAGUUGUCUCUAUUUCAUGCCAUGGCUCACCAGUUACACUGCUUACCUUUGCCUUGUUGCUGGAGUACGGUAUUUACUCGUGUACAAGUCGAACUCGUGUAUAAGUCGACCCCCAUUUUUAAGUUUAAAAAUCGGGUUUUUCAUCAUUUCUAGUCAAAGAAGUAAAAUUCAGACAGAUAGAAAUUUCCCAAAAGUUAAUCUCUCAUUUCUGGGAAUGUAUUGAAAACACGGGGAAUUAAAAAACUGCAGAGCAAAAUGUAACCAAGUUCUUUGAAGUUUAUCAGCAAUUAUUUAUAUCACCACAAUUUAAGCACACACGAACACUUUGAUUUAUCGGAGAAGUAUUUUACCAUAUUUUGUAAACCACAUUGAAAAUGAAAUCUUCUUGCAUUUUAACAAACCUUUAUCUUAAUAUUGAGUUUGAAAGGAGAUUAAUUUAGGUAAACCGAAGGAACAUCGAAUAGCUUAGAAGGAUCGCGCGCAAUAAGCAAGACCGCGCGAGACAACGACAUUUGCCAGGUUAAUAAGCUACUGGAAUCAUUCGAAGAAAUCAAAAGUUCAGUACUGCAAACAACUGCGAAACUGUGAGAAAAAAUGUCUGUUCUACAACCCAAAGACGCAGUAUAAAUCAGUUCUAGUAGCUUUGUGUUAAGCCACUCAAAAUAUAUUAUUUCAAACUCUUUUUGUGGACGAAAAAUGCGCUGAAAAGUGACGAAACUCGAACACAAUUCGUACUGGUUCUAUAAUCUCAAUUUUCCUUGCGGACUUCAGGCAAUUGUUAUGCUAAUUUCUUGGGCUGCUUGGGUCAGGUCUUUGUGUAUGACUCGUGUUUAAGUCGAGGGUUUUUCUUGGGCUGAGUUUUUGGUCCUAAAAGAUCGACUUAUACACGAGUAAAUACAGCUUUUUCCUUAAGAAUUUGCUGCCAACUUUUAAAACCUUUCUCAAGAAUGAUUGAGCGUUUGUAUUCUUUCUCUGUUGGGUGUCGGUCAACAGCGGUAACCAUCGCACAAAAGCUAUCACACUCAUAAACUUCCAUGUCAGGAAAAGUCAGGGCCUCCAGCUCAUACCCUCAUGUCUGUCUGUAGAAGGCAGACUUCUUGCCAGUUUUUCCUUUGUUAGGUGUUUUCUCCCAUGAACUCUGAAUUAAAAGUCACUACUUCCUACUCACCUGUCUGCCAUUUUUUUGUUGUGCUUUUGCAACUUAGUAAUCAAUUCAAUCAAUUUAAUUUUUAACUUCCUGCACUCAAAUUUAACUUUCUGCACUGUUUUGGAUUGACUUGUUCUCAGUCAAUGAGUGUGCUUAAAUUUUAUGUGCUUGUGUACAUGUAUUGUUAGGUACAUGUAGGUGUACAUGUAUCUUGAAACCUCAUUUUCUGUCAGUUGUUAUUAGGCCCAUGGUUCACUUUUAGUGCCACAGCUAAAGCUUUAAUUUAUUGGAAGGUGAUGUUCUCACCAGAUAAUUGAGUAAUUAAGAUACAGUGAGGUGGUUCCAAGAAGCUUUUGAUUAAAUAUAAAGGUAUCACCAAGUCUCUGGCACGCUUAGUUGUAAUUGUAAUCACUUUUUCUUAUUAAUAAAAUUUACUUCCAUUUAUGGUGGGUUGUGUGAGCAUGAACCCAUAUUUCAGUAAAAGGCUAUUCAUACAUGAUGGCAUUUGAAUCACUUCCUAAGAGUGCUGUCAUCUAUGUAUCCCAUCCUUGAGGUAGUAAAAAAGUAUAUUGAGUUGAUUUGCUAUAAUUUUUCUGUUUUCUCUUCUUCAGCCUUUGUGGAUGUUGGAUCCAAAUGCUAUAAGCUCUCAAGAACAUGAGGUUUGUAAAAGAAAUGACAUUUUACAUUCACUUGAUGAUUUAUUGUUAAAUGUGUCAAAUAGAAUGGGCUCCCAAAUUCUGAUUGCAAUUUCUAAAUUAAAUUUAGUUAUGUAGCUGUCGCAGUCAGCAAAAUUAGAAAACUCACUGUAUCUUCAUUUAGUGAAAAGAAUGUAGUAUAUGUCUCUCUUACAGCCAGAUCACGUGAUAUGCAGUUUACUUCCCAGGAUAAGUACAUAAAUCAAGAACAACAUCAAUUUGAUCUCACCCAUUCAUGAUUUGUGAUCAGAGUAUUGUAGAUCUACAAAAAUUUGCAAAAGUUUCAACUUUUUAUCAUGAUUUUUACAUUUUUUGCUUACAACCCCUUUUUCCUACAUUACUUUCUGCAAAGGAUGUUGCACAUAGUCAUUGCAAGUGGUGAAUAGUUUUAUAUUGUUAAGUAGUUUGUGUAAAGCACAAAAUUUCUGUUUACAGGAGUUUUAUCAGUUUAUUGCCAAGACUCACGAUAGGCCAAGAUACACGCUCCACUACAAGACAGAUGCUCCUUUGAAUAUUCGUAGUAUAUUUUACAUUCCGGAAACUGUACCACAGCUGUUCACAAUGGCUAAUACAGAAUAUGGUGUAUCUCUGUACAGUCGAAAGGUUCUUAUUCAAUCCAAGGCACAGGGGGUUUUGCCAAACUGGUUGAGGUUUGUAAAGGGAGUGGUUGAUAGUGAAGAUAUACCACUUAACCUCAGUAGAGAACUUCUCCAAGAUAGUGCUCUUAUUACAAAACUCAGCCAAGUUUUACAAUCUCGUAUUGUCAAGUUUCUUCAGCAGCAACAAAAGAAGGACAGAGUGAAGUUUGAAAACUUUUUCAAGGAUUGUGGUACUUUCUUUCGUGAGGGAAUAGUGAGCAGUAACAAUGAAGAUGAAAAACAAGACAUAGCCAAGCUUUUGUUAUUUGAAUCAUCACAGGAAAAGGCUGGGGAGUUAACCUCACUUUCUCUAUAUGUAUCACGCAUGAAACAAACCCAGCAAUAUAUAUACUACUUGUGUGCCCCAAGGUAAGGUGAUCCAAUUCCAUCUAAACACUGCAACAUUUUUUACCUCUUUGUAUAUUGAAAACAAAACAAAAAUUGACUGUAAUAAAACUGCAUUCAUUUUGAUGCCUGUAUUGAGUCCCUUUGGAAUGGUAAAGUGGUCUUAAUGGUGCCUGUUGUAAAUUUAAUGCUAAGCCAAGCUCAAUCAACACUUUCAUCUGGUAUAUUUUUGUUCAUAGUCUUAUAGAAAUAAUUUUACAAGUUUAUUGAUUAACUUAUUUCGUAAUUAUGGUUCUCUGCUACAGUAAUCUCAUUGUUACUUUUGGCAUGGUCAUUAGUAGUAUGGGGUUUACAAAAUUUUACUUCAAUUACCUUACUUUGAUUUUGUAACCACUUAAUUGUUAAUUUAAUUGGACACCAUAGCAAAGUGCGAUAAAGAAUGUCAUGCAGAGAGCUUUUCAUGUAGAGUCACAUCAUAUCACUAUUUGUAUUAUUAGUUGUUAAUAGGCAUUUUUUUGUUUUCAAGCAUUCAUUUUUUGAUUCUGUUGCUAAUGAAUGAAACCAGUUCAUGAUCAUACAGGACACAAACAGUUUGGAAACUUACCAUGACUGAUUGUAAACAUUAUAACAAACCUGAUCCAAACUUUACGGCAUCAUUUCUUUACUGGAUUUCCAGGCCAUGAUAUAGAUAGCAUAGUCUUUGUUUGUGAGACUGCACCUCAGUGAUUUUUGGAAUAUGUCAAAUUCAUUUAACAUUCCGUUAAAAGAGUUUGCAUGUAACUUUAGUAAUAAGGAUGAAGUAUUCAAUUGUUUCAUAUCAUAGUAGUUGUCAUCAUUGUUUUCCUAAUUUUCAGUCGUGAGCUUGCAGAGACAUCCCCAUACUAUGAAGCACUUAAAAAGGAUGACGUUGAGGUGGGUUUUAUGAUGCGUUAGAUGAGUAGCACAAUCACCAUGCCCAUAGGGGGUUGACUGCAAACUUUCAAUGAUUUCUUCUGUUUUACAUUUUCAUUGAAGCCAAAUCUUUGCUUACAGGUAAAGUUGUUCUUAUUGAUUAUAGUAAAAGCAAAAAAUCAGAAAACCACAUUGCUGUCUUUGAGAAAAUACCCGUGAAAGAUGAAAGAUCGAGCCAAUUUUGGUUGUAACGCGUAACACAAUCUCAGUGGUAAAAUUUUUUAAAUACAUUUUUCACUGAAAAGACAGCUCGUUUGAGCAAACAAAUUACACCUAAUGAUAACACGCAAUAAAAACUCUAUUUGAGCAAAACUUUGACAUUUCAAGUUUAUUAAAACGCAUAGAAAAGAUUCAUCAUUCUUAAGCAUCCUUUGUGUAACGCUGGGUUUCAGAAUUUGGAAGUACACCAAGUUGUUGUCCGCAGAAUGACUGAACUGGAAUCCUGUGGGAACAAAAACACAUUAACCAAAUGCUCAUACUUGGUGUUCUAAAAUAGCGAAAAAUCAGUCUAAAGGAUUGACUAUAAACGGAGAAAUAUCAGUGUAAAACAGUCGCUACGGUUUUGUAAAACCUGAUUACGCAAUAAUAUUUUUCAUCAACUUACCUGCUCCUUCGCUACUAUACUUCAAACACGGCAAAGUCGGGUUUCGAAAUCGAUUACACUUCAAUGCUCAUAAGUUUUUCUUGUCAUUUCCAAGUUUUCGGGUCCAUAUCUUUAGAAACGGCCAAAAUAUUCACUUUUGACCGAGUCGCUACGCUUUUUACCAUGUUGACGCCAUAUUGAGAACGGAGUCUCGCCACAAAUGCCACCAAAAGCGCUAUGAAAUCUGCUGUUUGCUCCGCCACUUUCGCCUUCAUCUUUUCAUCUCCGUGUCGAAAAUAGCUUGAUAACCUUUCCUAUUUUGGUUUCUGCGACGUUAUCAAGGGUCGGGGGUCUUCAAGCUCAAUAAUUUUUCUGAGAUUUAGCCAUCUGUAAAUAUCGCUGCAAGUGCGCUUGACAAGAGGUAUGGUUAACGAAAAGGAAGAAAAGCUUGCGAGGAUCAAAGAGUGGAGGAGGAAAAAGCAGGAAAAGAAUAGGCUAAGGAAUCUAAAAUAUAAUGAAAAGAAUCGCAAAAAGAGAGCUGAAUUUCCAAGAGAAAAAUGGUGAUGUGAUCUUCAAGUUGUAAAAAGAGGCAGAAAGUCAGUUUUUAGAGUGCCAGUUGAUCUUACUAGGGAGAUACUAGCCUCCAUGUAAUACGUAUAGGAAAUCGUAUGAACGCGAGUGCAUUUCGUGAUUUAUGGGCACGAGUGAUGUUUUGAAAGUUCUCAAAAUUGCACGAGCCGUAGGCGAGUGCAAUUUGAGAACUUUCAAAACAUCACGAGUGUCCAUAAAUCACGAAAUGCACGAGCAGUUUCAUACGAUUUUUUAUUUAUUAUAUUCUCGAUUUUUUUUAAAUUUGGUUUUCAAAUUUGGCGCUUCCCCGGUGUUUCCAUGGCAACUUCUCCGUAUUGCACUCUAUAACCUCUAUUGCACUCUAUAACCUAUUUAUGCAUUCAUCAUUGACCAAUCAGAAACGCGAUAUUUUGUUGAGUAUAUAAUAAAAAAUGUUAUUAUUUCUACUUUUUACUAUGUCAGUGAACUUGAAAUUAAUUAUUUGUGAAAAAGACCACACCCACAAGGGAUUAUGGGUAAAUACAAAUUUGAAUCAAAUGUGACAAAAAUAAAGUAGUUUGAAAUAAAUCAGUUGUAAUAGUAAAUGUGAAUUUAAAACAGACCUAAAGAAGUGAUUUUGUCCCAAACUAGCAAUUUUCACAUUUUCCAUACAUGUUACAGAAGUGGGUAUGGUGAUUGUGCUACUCAUCUUAACAUGCACAUACACUUUUACUAGGUAUGUUUUUUCCCAAUGUAUCCCACUUUUUUUCUACAUAAUGCAACAACCUUUUACUAUGCCUGAGGAGGUGUGACCUUGUCUUGCAAUGUUUUCAUGGCAAUACUGUAGGUCUUGCACAUGGUAGAAUUUUACUGAUGUGGUAUCUCUGCAGCAAAGCCAUUAUGUAUAUUUCUAUACAACAAUACUCUUGAAGUUCCCACCUUUUUAUGAGUGACUAGCAAGUGUCUUUGCAUUUUUCUUUUUUGUGGCUUCUCUGUUCUCAUGUAAUUAUAAAUUUUAAAAAUUUGAGUUGUUGCUGUUGUUGGUUUUUUGUAUGAGGUGGUGUUGUAUCUUAUAAUUAACAAAAUAUUUGUUAACAUAUAUCCAUUUUUGUGGUGUGGCUUGAGUAUUUGGUGAGCUAACACAACACAAUGACUGUUAUUAUGUUUUCCUGUUAGGUAUUGUUUACCUAUAAUGAACAAGAUGAUGUAACUUUGCAUUACCUUAGUGAAUUUCAUGGGAAGAAAAUCAUAGCUGCAGAGAAUUACUUUUCAGUUGAUAGAGAAGUACAAUCGUCAAUAUCAACUGACACAAUUGAUGCAGACAACACAUCUGGUUUGUAUUUCAACCGACUUAGUGUGACUGGCUCAAUUCUGGUAUCAUAAAGCUCUCAGCUAAUUUUCAAAUGCUUCUUUCAUAUCAUAAAGUAGAAUGGAUAUCACACCUAUAGACAAUAGUUUUACGCAUGUAUAAGUCAAUUCAGACCUACAUCCCACAUGUGCUAAGACACAGAAGAUAGACAGUAGACACAGGACAGUGGAUUUUGUGACAGAACUGGAUUAAAAAAUUCAAAAUUGUCACAAAAUUGUUUAUCAUCUGUGUUUUAGUAUGUUCUCCCCUAGCCAAGUGUCAAAUUGAGAAGUGACUUCACCAAACACACUUAUCAGCUUUGCCAACAACUUUACCUUCAAGGUUCACUGCUUCAAUGUAAAUGGUAUCAAAAAUACAAUUUACUAAGCUUAGUCUUUAAAAGUUGCACUGUUAUGGGAAGACUGAAUUAAAUAGUUAACUGUUACCAUAAUAACAUAUUGCUAAAUGAAUGUGAUUGUAGAGAUUUUCAAACUGACAUUGUGUGUGGUUAUAUUCAACAAGUGUGUGGUGAUUAUAAAUUUGAUGCAUGGAUUUUCAAAUUGAAUGGAAGUUUUGAUGUUCAGAUAUAACUUGGGUUACUAAGAAUAUUUGUUAUUCCCCUUUAAUCAUAAGAGAGGCAUACGCUUCCGACAGUCAGUUGGGAGAGCUCUGUUUUAAAAUUAGCCAAUGGUUAUUGUCUGACUAGUUACAUGGAUAUAAUCUUUUCUCCAGAUUCUCUAUCAGAUGAGCAAGCUAAAGACUUGGCAGACUGGAUCAGUAUAAUCUUGGGAAAGGAAAAAGUCCCUGUAGUUAAGGUUUGAAUUUUUUAAUGUGGCCUAAGUCAUUGUUUUGAAAUUAUAGAAGGUGCUUUAGUAAAGCAGCCCUUAAAUCAACCAAAAUGACAACAUUCUUAAGAGAUUGUGAAAAGUGAAGAGGUCCCCUGCAUAAGCUUUUUUUUAUAAUGGUAUGCAAUAAUAAGAUUGAAUUGCUUAAUACCAGCUAGAAGAAGUUUAGAGCACUUUACUUAAAUUGUCAAAAGGUCACUUGCUGUCACCAACCAUACCAAACCUUGGGUUUGAUUCUGGUCUAAUAAUAGGGCUUAAGAAGGCAUCUUUUAUGGUCUUUUUGUUUAUUUUAGGGGAUUAUGCUCUUUUGUUAAGAGAAAAAGAGUUUAAAGUAUCAACUCUAAGCCAAACAUCUCAGUGCAAAAUUUGAAAUUAUCAGUACUGGAUUAAAUGAGCAUUAUAACAUGCUUCUGUGGAGGGGUAAGGAUGUUUUUGUCAAGAACAAGUACUUACUUACCUGAUGAUGGAGGGUAAAUUUGCGUAAGCACUGCCACAUAGGGCAAGGGGUUAAAUUAUACAACAUAUUAGAUUCAUAACUCAAGCACUUUCACGCUAUAUCAGUCUUAUGUAGAAGCUGAAGUAAGAAUUCAACAACUGAUUCACUAAAUAAGUUAUUAAUAUUAAUAAUUUAACACACGUCUAAACUAAAAUUACACAUUUGUGCAUUUUAAAUCAUUCUGCCUCUUCAUGAAAAGCUAGGUAUUUUGUGCUUUUUGUUGCUUGAGCCAAAAAAUAACUGUGAGUUUCAAAAUUUCACCAACCCUUUUCUUCAUGAGGGUGUGUCAGCAUAAUGUAAAUGGAUGGGAGAACACAAUGCAGUUCCAUUUUCUUUCAUCCUUGAUUAUAUUGUUGAUAAGAAGUUAUCACUUUCAUUCAAGGUGUUAAUCAGGUGUGUUUAAUGCACGGACAGGUAUCCAAACAUCUUAGUAAGACCAGUCAUCCUGUGAUGGUCACUGUGCCUGACAUGGUGGCAGCUAAACAUUGGCUCAAAGUUAUGAGAGCACAGCAACACCAGGAUAUUGACAAUACCAAGUACCACUUUUUUCAACCCACAUUGGAGAUAAAUCCUAGGUGUGUAACUAAGCCAAAGUUGAUACCUUUACCAGUAUGUGUGCCCAUAUAUGUGACUUCCUACACUUGAUUAAAGUUGUCUUCACAUCAUAUAUGUCAAAUCGUUAUUCAUUGCUGUGAUUCUCCCAUUGCUGUGAUUCUCUACUCGAUUUUAUACGUCGGCGAGUUGGCAUCGGCGAGUUGGUCCAUCGGCAAGUUGACUGGAUACCGGAAGAACUGUUUUAAAAGGUCUCUAGCACUUGUGAGGCUUCCUAUCCAUUAUAAUUUAAAAACAGAGGAACAAAGUAAAGAUACUGAUGUUUUGUAUGAACAUGAUUUUAUUGUGUUAUAUUGCUCAACUUAUCUAGUGUCACCCAUUGCUGUGAUUCUCUAAAAUAUUUUGUCCUGCAGCCAUGAAUUAAUCAAACAACUGCAAGAAGUUCGGUCAGUGAAUUUAGAUCUAGCUGUUAUGGUUGUUCAUCAGGUGGGUGGAGCUCUAUCCUGUUAUUGUGGUGUUUAUUUUUGUUGUUGGUAAAAAAAUUAGCCUGCAAACAGGCCCUCAUUAUUAGAGUUUUGCCAGGCAUCUGGCACUAAUAAUGAGUGCUAGACCCCUUACAGACUUCUCGUCAGCUUGCAUUGCUUGUUGCUCAUGCCAAAGCACUAAUACUGAGGGCCUGCUUGCAGGCUAGUCUAAAGAUGUUGUUGAUGACUCAAAAAACUGAUACAGAAAAUUUGGAAAGUGAAGUGACUGGCAAGGACAUAGUCUUGCUCCAUAUGCAUGAUGAAAGUAACACUACUAUUUAUGGUAUUGUAAUCAGUUGAAUGUUUUCUUGCAGCUGUUGGACAAUGCAAUGAUAUCUGCAGGACUACUUGAUGACCCAAGGAGCAUGGUGAGCAGACUGAACUCUCUAUUAGCUCAAGUGCUUGACUCAGCUCAUGGAACUGCAAAACCUGAGUGACCAUCCACUUUUAUUACACCUGAUCUGAUCACAGCAUAGCUGGCACAUUGUCUCCAGUGUGCCAGGAUCCAGAAUGGGAUCUGAUCAGGAAAAAAACUACCCUGCAGUAUGCCUAACAACCAGGAAGAUAUGAUGCAGACAAAUUGCAAAAUCCUAUUACAAAAAUAUGGUAUUUAAUGCUAAUGAAUUAUAUCUAGGUCAGGAUUUUUUAUGUAUAGGUGUGUCUUAGUUAAGAGUCGUGUGUUCAGUUCUUGUAUCAGAGCAAUGGUGAUUUCAUCAGGAGUUUAUGAACUUCAUGUUGCCCUCAUGAUCUUUUAUUAAAUGUAGUAUUAGUGUUAAAUGUCUUUUUUUCUGAGAAAUAUUGAGAAUAGAUACAGAGCAAACACUGAUAACCUGUUACUGAGUUGUAAAGAAUAGCUUAUUCAUACAUUUACUUAGUUGAUUGGAGGACUGAUAUACAUGUCAAAUAUGAGUACCUCACUUAACAUCAAUAAAAUGUGUAUUGUCAAUGAAUUCAAUAGUUUUUGUGGAACUAAAAGUUUUAAUGACAGCUGCAUACUGUAGCAAAAUCGGUCCUUAAGAUACAUUUUUGUGAUUAAAGUGAUUUACUUUACAUGAAACUACCUGUGGUUACUUCUAGACAGUUUUGGCAUUGUGCAAACAGUCCCUUACCUGUUAUAAACCCAAGCUGUCUCAAAAACUUAGGGCAUUUUCCUUCCUAAAAAAUAUUGAUGUCACAAAGGAUGUUCCAAAAUAACACAGCACUCAUAAUGGUAAAUUAACGGGGUGGGGUGCAAAUUUGCAAGGUAAUCACACGAUUUUGCAUGCAACUUGGAAUAAAUCUGCAC